GCAAUCAGGAGUCUCAGCCUAGAUUGGGAGUGGCCCAUCCUCAGGAGCCUCACCACCCCUCUGAAAAGCCGGUCAUCCACUGCCAUAAAUGUGGGGAGCCAUGUAAAGGUGAAGUACUCCGUGUUCAGGCCAGACACUUUCACAUCAAAUGCUUCACCUGCAAAGUGUGUGGCUGUGACUUGGCACAAGGAGGCUUUUUCAUUAAGAACGGGGAAUAUCUUUGCACCUUGGAUUACCAACGCAUGUAUGGUACCCGCUGCAACGGUUGUGGGGAGUUCGUGGAAGGCGAAGUAGUGACAGCUCUGGGAAAAACUUACCAUCCAAGCUGCUUUGCCUGUACUGUUUGCAAGCGUCCAUUUCCACCAGGCGAUCGAGUUACCUUUAAUGGAAGGGACUGUCUCUGUCAGAUGUGUGCUCAGCCAAUGUCCUCCAGUCCAAAAGAAUUGUCUGCCUCAAGCAAUUGUGCUGGCUGUGGAAGAGACAUAAAAAAUGGACAAGCAUUGCUAGCUCUGGAUAAGCAGUGGCACCUGGGGUGCUUUAAGUGCAAGGCCUGCGGCAAGGUCCUAACUGGGGAAUACAUCAGCAAAGAUGGUGCUCCUUAUUGUGAAAAGGACUAUCAAGUUCUUUUUGGAGUCAAAUGUGAAGCAUGUCACCAGUUCAUUACUGGGAAGGUCCUAGAGGCAGGUGACAAGCAUUAUCAUCCAAGCUGUGCACGAUGCAGCAGGUGCAACCAAAUGUUCACAGAAGGAGAAGAAAUGUAUCUGCAAGGUUCCACUGUCUGGCAUCCCGACUGUAAGCAAUCCACUAAGACUGAAGAUAAGCUACGGCCUACAAGAACAUCAUCAGAAAGCAUUUAUUCCAGACCAGGUUCCAGUAUACCUGGCUCUCCAGGCCACACUAUCUAUGCAAAAGUAGACAAUGAAAUCCUUGAUUACAAGGAUUUAGCAGCCAUUCCCAAAGUCAAGGCCAUUUAUGACAUUGAACGUCCAGACCUAAUAACUUAUGAGCCAUUCUACACUUCCGCCUACGAGGACAGACAGGAGAGACAGAGUCUUGGAGAGUCUCCAAGGACAUUAUCACCUACCCCUUCUGCAGAAGGUUAUCAAGAUGUUCGGGAUCGCAUGAUUCACAGGUCUACUAGUCAGGGUUCCAUUAAUUCUCCAGUGUACAGUCGUCAUAGCUACACACCCACCAUGUCACGUUCCCCUCAGCAUUUCCACAGACCUGGCAAUGAGCCGUCCAGCGGUCGGAACUCCCCUGUCCCCUAUCGGCCCGACAGCCGCCCUCUCACUCCAACUUACGCUCAGGCCCCUAAACAUUUCCAUGUUCCAGAUCAAGGUGUCAACAUUUACAGAAAGCCGCCCAUCUACAAACAACAUGCUGCUUUGGCAGCACAGAGCAAGUCCUCCGAGGAUAUCAUCAAGUCCUCCAAGUUCCCAGCAGCUCAUGCACCAGCACCCAACGAGAUACCAAAGAUUGAGACGGACCACUGGCCAGGUCCUCCCUCCCUUGCGGCCAUAGGAGCUGACAUGAGACGCAGAUCAAGUGGAAGAGAGGAAGAUGAUGAGGAGCUACAGAAACGCCGGCAGCUGCAGGAGGAGCAGCUCAUGAAGCUCAACUCUGGUCUGGGACAAUUGAUAUUGAAAGAAGAGAUGGAAAAGGAGAGUCGCGAUAGGUCAGCCCUUUCUGCCAGUCGUUACGAUUCUCCAGGUAAUUCAUCACAUGCUUCAGCCUCCAAAACCUCUUCUCUCCCUGGCUAUGGAAAAAAUGGACUUCACAGGCCGGUGUCUACAGAUUUUGGUCAGUACAACAGUUAUGGGGAUGUGAGUGGUGGUGUUAGAGAUUUCCAGUCCCUUCCGGAUGGUCAUGUCCCUGGAAUGAGAAUGGACAGAGGAGUAUCUAUGCCUAACAUGUUGGAGCCAAAGAUUUUUCCAUAUGAAAUGCUCAUGGUGACCAACAGAGGGCGAAAUAAAAUACUAAAAGAUGUAGACAGAACCAGGCUCGAGCGUCACUUAGCACCUGAAGUUUUUCAAGAAAUAUUUGGCAUGACGAUACAGGAGUUUGACAAGUUACCUCUCUGGCGACGCAACGACAUGAAGAAAAAAGCAAAACUCUUUUAAUCUCCCUUUAAAAAAAACAACAAAAAAUGAUGCAUACGAUAUUGUAUCAUACAGUCCAAACUAUUUGGAAGCAACUACUUAUCCACCAAAAAGGGAAAAUCACAUAGUGGCACCUCUGUACACAGCAAUUGAACAAGAUGAACAUUUGCCCUCUUGGAACACAGGGGUAAAAUAUCUGGGCUCAGAAACAACAAUGAUAGUUUGCAGAGGUGUCAACCUGUUACAUGAUAUUAUACAAGAUAGGAAACUGUUCUGUUCUUCUCUCUCGAUGAUAUUCCCUUUACUUCUCUCCACAAUAUGAUGGACUUUAUUGCUAGAGCCAGGAAGUGCCCUUAGGAUGCCUUGUAGACUAAAGUAGUUGUAACCACUCCAAGAACUGGAAAAGGAUAUAUAUAUAUAUAUAAAAAAAUAUAUAUAUAUGUAUGCGUGUUUGCGUGUGUGCGCACAUGUAUUUAUAUCUAUCCAUCUAUCUAUGUGUGUGAGUGUAUGUAUGUGUAUAUAUGUGUAUAUAUAUGGAAAGGAAGAUAGAUAGAUGCUCUGUAGUGAAGGAGAAGCCCUUUGUAACUUAUCCACAUGGUCACAUUAAGUCACACAACUGUUUCUUAAUUGGCACUCUUUUGAAAUGGCAUCUUCUUCAUGUGAUACAAUCUGCAAAGGUGAGCGCUCUGCUCACUUACAGUACAUACCAGUUGAAUUUCUGGAAAAUGGACUCCUUGUACUUGUAUAUAUUUGCUAGGAUAUAGGAAGUGAAUUGCUGUGUCUAUUGUCAGUCUUUCCUCUUCCACACUUUCUGCUUGAAUUAAUAAGACUGGCGCUUAACCAGUCCUUUGAAUAAUUUAAGAUCACUUAAGUAAUGGGAAUGAUGGAGAAGAGUCAGUUUUCUUGUAAUUUAGU
Molecule: messenger RNA, 3014 nt
Organism: Gymnogyps californianus (California condor)
Lineage: Eukaryota; Metazoa; Chordata; Aves; Accipitriformes; Cathartidae
Gene: ABLIM1
Product: actin binding LIM protein 1
Exons: 23
Coding region: 243-2120 (625 amino acids)
Biological process (GO): cytoskeleton organization; cilium assembly; lamellipodium assembly
Cellular component (GO): stress fiber; actin cytoskeleton
Molecular function (GO): actin filament binding
Source: RefSeq, a predicted model, not a curated record